UAACACAUGGAUUUACACAAACACUGCAAUGUAACAGCAAGGUUUAUUUGCAGAUCCAAACACACUUUCAACCAAACACAAUAGCUGGCUAUUUAUUAGAUGAACUCCCUCCCAGCCCCCCAUCUUUCCCACACUCAAACACACCUCCAGCAAAGGUAUACAUAAGUGUCUGUGCAGGUGCUUCGGUCAAAGAGGAGCGACACCAGCAACACUCCUGUUCUCUGGUCACCCUCUCAGCAAAAAUGUCUCAGGAUUAUUUUGGAUUCUCCUUAAUAAGGAACUAUGCAAGAAACGGCACGGCCACUGUGGCUGUUAACAACGCAGCAGAUAUCUCCGUUAUUGUGAUCUACUUUUUGGUUGUCUUGGCUGUUGGAGUAUGGGCUAUGAUCCGCACCAACCGAUCCACAGUCGGUGGCUUCUUCCUUGCGGGGAGGAGUAUGGUGUGGUGGCCGAUUGGAGCCUCACUGUUUGCCAGCAACAUUGGCAGUGGCCACUUUGUAGGCAUUGCUGGGACUGCUGCAGCUGGGGGAAUCGCCAUUGGUGGAUUUGAAUGGAAUGCUCUUAUAGUGGUCGUCAUUCUAGGAUGGCUCUUCGUGCCCAUCUACAUUAAAGCUGGGGUGGUCACCAUGCCCGAGUACCUGAAGAAGAGGUUUGGAGGACAGCGUAUUCGCAUCUAUCUCUCUGUGCUGUCCCUCUUCCUGUAUGUUUUCACUAAGAUCUCAGCAGACAUGUUCUCUGGUGCGAUUUUUAUCAACCAGGCACUUGGGUUGAAUAUCUACCUUGCUGUCAUCAUGCUACUAUCGAUUACUGCACUCUACACUGUCACAGGUGGAUUGGCUGCAGUGAUCUACACAGACACCUUACAGACCAUCAUCAUGGUUGUUGGAUCAUUCAUCCUUAUGGGCUUUGCUUUCAAUGAGGUGGGAGGCUAUGAAAGCUUCCAGCAGCGCUACAUGGAGGCCGUCCCCUCUAUCACGGCUAACGUCAGUGCGAGCUGCUACGAGCCUCGGGCCGACUCCUUCCACAUUUUUAGGAACGCGAUCACAGGAGACCUGCCAUGGCCUGGCCUUGUCUUUGGCCUCACCAUUCAGGCCACCUGGUACUGGUGCACUGAUCAGGUGAUUGUCCAGCGCUGCCUCUCAGCUAAGAACUUAUCUCACGUUAAGGCAGGCUGUAUCUUGUGUGGCUACCUGAAGCUGCUGCCUAUGUUCCUCAUGGUUUUCCCUGGGAUGAUAAGCAGGAUCCUCUAUCCAGAUGUGGUGGCAUGUGUGGACCCGGCUGAAUGUGAAAAAUACUGCGGUGCCAGUGUGGGCUGCACCAACAUCGCUUAUCCCAAACUGGUGUUGGAUAUCAUGCCCAAUGGUCUGCGCGGUCUCAUGCUGUCGGUGAUGAUGGCCUCUCUGAUGAGCUCACUUACCUCCAUCUUCAACAGUGCCAGUACUCUCUUCACAAUGGACAUCUACACUAAGAUUCGCCGCACAGCCAGUGAAAGGGAACUCAUGGUAGCCGGCAGAUUGUUUAUCUUGGCCCUGAUUGGUGUGAGCAUAGCAUGGAUCCCUGUGGUGCAAUCAGCCCAGAGUGGUCAGCUCUUUGACUACAUCCAGUCCAUCACCAGCUACCUAUCACCACCUGUAGCAGCUGUCUUCAUGCUUGCCAUCUUCUGCAAGCGUGUCAAUGAGUCUGGCGCAUUUUAUGGCCUGGCGAUUGGCCUGCUUAUCGGCCUGUCCAGGAUGAUUUCUGAGUUUGCUUUUGGGACAGGCAGCUGCAAUAACCCCAGUAACUGUCCCACCAUCAUAUGUGGAGUCCACUACCUCUACUUCGCCAUCAUCCUGUUUGUUGUCUCCUGUGUCAUCAUCCUGGGAGUCUCUCUCAUGACCAAACCCAUUGACGACAAGCAUUUGUAUCGUCUCUGCUGGAGCCUGAGGAACCGUACAGAAGAGAGGGUGGACCUCGAACAGGAUGAUUGGAUUGACAACCAAGAGUCCAACAAUAUGGACAUAGACGAGCCCCAGGAGGAACCAGGCUUCUGCAAGAAGGCGGUGAUGGGCUUCUGUGGCCUGGAGCAGCAAAGAGCCCCCAAGUUGAGUCCAGAGGAGCAGGCAGAGCUGCAGAGGAAGCUCACAGACACCACAGAGGUGCCGCUAUGGAGGAACAUAGUCAACGCAAACGCCCUCAUCCUCCUGUGUGUGGCUGUUUUCUUUCAUGGUUUUUUCGGUUAAAGAAACUCGGCUGGUCCCAAAUGCUCUCGGAUAAUUUAUAUUUAACUAUGACUUUUGUUCCUCGUCUUUACUUUAGCUUUUUGUGAUUGUAAACAUGAUGACUGAGGGCAAAGGUGUCAGAACAACUCAUGAAUGGAGCUGCAGGGUGACUCACGCUUGUCUUUACCAGAAAGAGUCCACUCACACUGCUUGUAGCAGUAUAAAUUUAUGAUUUGAUAUCUGAUAACAGCCCUUGUUCACAUGAACUUAAUUGGUACAAUAAUCAGACUGCUUUUAGCUAUCGCAAUAAUGUGUUUAAAAUGUGAUAAUAAUGGCCAUAGUGUCAACUCAACUAGUAUUUACUCUUACUCAAAACUGGAAAAAUAAAUGCUCCUUUAUCGUCUCUUGGAUUUUGUAGUUUACAUGUAAUUGACAAGAAAGUGAAUUGGCCUAAGUUAAUUUUUAUGUGUUUUUGAGAUUACAUGCUGAAUAAAAAUGCCUCUUUAACCUGUAAUACAUAACAGAUGCGGGUUUGGACAAGAUUGAGGAUGUAAAAAUUCCCUGUAAUUACUGUUUUUGCGACCUCAGUCUACAUAACCCUUUUUCCCCCUCAUUAUAUGUGCUCAAAGUCCACAAGUGCUGCCUCUUCUUCAAUACUAAGAAUCUCACUGUGUGUUGUUUUUAGGUGUUAAUGAAUAAAAACAUCUCAGGGAAGUAGGUUUGUGAAUUACACAGAA
Messenger RNA from Anarrhichthys ocellatus (wolf-eel), 2935 nucleotides. It is a transcript of the gene slc5a1, whose product is annotated as solute carrier family 5 member 1. Bases 243 to 2219 code for a protein of 658 amino acids. NCBI's taxonomy places the organism in Eukaryota, Metazoa, Chordata, Actinopteri, Perciformes, Anarhichadidae. Gene Ontology annotation, cellular component: plasma membrane. Gene Ontology annotation, molecular function: D-glucose:sodium symporter activity. Gene Ontology annotation, biological process: transmembrane transport; sodium ion transport. The record is from RefSeq and is a predicted model, not a curated record. The transcript has 15 exons.